AUUCCGGUGCGAAAUCAUUAUAAAUUUGAUCAAACAACAUGAUAAUCUCAUCCUCGUAAUUCGUUACGUUGACAAGGGUAUUUUAGAAAUUCAGUCCUCAUCUGGACUGCGCUUAGAACUCCAUAUUCGGGCUCCAGCUUGCCUCCAAUUUCAACCAGCAACAAAAUAAUCCAAAACCCACAUUCAAACCACCUCAAUUUCGACGCUCGCAUGGCGUACAAUCCUAAUAACAAUGCUACGAUGAACCCGCAGACGGCAGCUGAGAAGGCUGUGUCUGUGAUCGGGUUCGGGUACGAUCUGACGUCGGAUAUCCGUUUGUCGGCUUGCAAAGCGGGUCCAAAUGGUUCGGGUCUGAUCGAGCUGGUCCAGACCCAAAUGAAGGACCUGGUGGUGCCAGGCGGCGUGGUUGUCCCUGGCGUAUCGGCCUCUAUCAAGUGCGAUAAAGGUGAACGCACCAGGUUUUGCUCCGAUGCUCUUUCCUUCAAUCAGAUGUCAGAGCAUUUUAACCAGGAAUUAUCUUUGUCAGGUAAAAUACCUUCUGGUCUUUUUAAUGCAAUGUUUGGCUUGAAGGGCUGCUGGCAGAAGGACACAUCUACCACUAAACUUCUUGCUCUUGAUGGUUGGUUCAUUAGUUUGUACACAAUUGAGCUGGCAAGAUCUCAAAUAACUCUAACUGAUCGAGUGAAGAAAGAAGUACCUUCUUCAUGGGAUUCUGCUGCUCUGGCUGAGUUUAUUGAAAAAUAUGGCACCCAUGUUGUCGUUGGGGUUAAGAUGGGAGGUAAGGAUGUAAUUCACAUUAAGCAGCUUCAGAGUUCAAGUCUUCAGCAAACAGAAGUGCAGAAAUUGUUGAAACAAUUAGCUGAUGAAAAAUUUGCUGAAGUAAAUGGAGGUCUGGUACCGAAAGCCGAUAAUUCAUCAGGAAAGCCAAAGGAAGAACCGAUGAUCUGGGAUCUUAAUCUACCAUUUGCAAAUGCAAUGAGACCUUCUGUUGUUUCUCACUCCAAAAAUGAUGAUAUAUUAAGUAUUCAUGUUCGUAUGGGAGGUUUAGAUAGAGGCCAAAGUCAUAAUCAGUGGCUUUCGACUGUAUCCCAGUCUCCGAAUGUCAUAUCAAUGUCUUUUGUGCCUAUAGCAUCUCUUUUAAGUGGUGUUCGCGGCAGUGGAUUUUUAGGCCAUGCAAUUAAUCUAUACCUGCGAUACAAACCACCAAUAGAGGAACUGAGUCAAUUUUUGGAAUUUCAGUUGCCCCGUCAAUGGGCUCCUGCAUACAACGACCUUCCUCUUGGUCCUCGUCGCAAGAAAAAAGCAUCUCCAUCAUUAAAAUUUUCUCUUAUGGGUCCCAAGCUCUAUGUCAAUACUGUGAAGGUUGAUACCAAGAACCGGCCAGUGACUGGAAUUCGGUUAUACUUGGAAGGCAAGAGAAGUGAUCUCCUGGCUAUCCAUCUGCAGCAUCUCUCAACUCUUCCUGAGUCCCUUCAGCUUAUGGAUGACCAUAGUUACGAGCCAGUUGAUGAACCCAUGGAACGAGGAUACUUUGAACCUGUCAACUGGAGCAUAUUCUCUCAUGUAUGUACUGCUCCAGUAGAGUAUCACGGAGCGCGAAUUGAUGACUCUGCAUCUAUUGUGACAAAGGCCUGGUUUGAGGUCAAGGUUAUAGGUAUGAAGAAGGUCCUUUUCCUAAGGCUUGAAUUCUCGAUGGUAGCAUCUGCCAUAAUCCGUAGGUCGGAAUGGGAUGGACCCACGUCCUCAUCAAAGAAAUCCGGAUUAAUUUCAAUGCUAAUCAGUUCACCAUUCAGCAGUGUACUGAAUCAACCCCAGAAGCUGCCAGCUAAGGUGAAUUUGAAUUCAGCAGUUUACCCGGGUGGACCACCUUCCCCUGCAAGAGCUCCAAAAAUGUCGCAUUUUGUUGACACAAAAGAAAUGGCGAGGGGACCCCAAGAUCCGCCUGGGUACUGGAUGGUUACAGGUGCGAAACUUUGUGUAGAGAGUGGGAUGAUACGAGUUAAAGUGAAAUAUUCUUUGUUGACUAUAAUAUCAGAUGAAUCCUUGUUGAUUUGAGUGAAGUUAAAGAAGACAGAUGUUGCUUAUCGUGUCUUGUUGUAUAUGCUGUCCCAUACAUUUAUCAUUCUAAUACAAGAUUUAACCAGCCAUUAUUGUAAUGGUUCUUCUGGGGAAAAAGAAUCCAAUGGCAUUCUCAAUCUCAAUAUCAGCUGGUUUGCAUGAAAUUUGGUAGGGUUAUGAAGUUAUAUGAUUCUGCUGAAUUUAAGAAUAGAAGAUUGCCGGCUGAAAAUGUCAUUCUGAGGUCAGACGUUCUUCUAGGUAAUCUUUCCAGGCACUUUCAUUUUUGUAGGAAACCGGGUGAUGAAUAAUUACUCAGAAGGCAGUUUAAAUGCACCAGUUCAUACUUCUGUAUUACAUGGAGGUAAAACUGAGUACCCUCCCUUGUGCAAACACCAAGUGUAUAAAUUAUUUACUUUCUAUUUGAUAUCUGAGUUUAGUUCUCUCAAUUAGUUCCAAUAUUCAUGCAAAAUAAUUGAUUGUUUUUGUUAUAUGGUUUUGGACAGCAUAAUGUAGUAAAAUGGAUAAAAUUUUAGCUUUUUUUC
This is a messenger RNA of Olea europaea var. sylvestris, 2600 nucleotides long. RefSeq names its product MACPF domain-containing protein NSL1-like. The record is from RefSeq and is a predicted model, not a curated record. Lineage: Eukaryota; Viridiplantae; Streptophyta; Magnoliopsida; Lamiales; Oleaceae. Gene Ontology annotation, cellular component: plasma membrane. The transcript has 7 exons. Bases 211 to 2055 code for a protein of 614 amino acids. Gene Ontology annotation, biological process: plant-type hypersensitive response; regulation of salicylic acid mediated signaling pathway.